UUCAUUUGCUUUACGUAUGAGUUUGUGUAAAACGUCAUCACGCCCUAGUAACCUAGGCAGCGUCUUGGGAAGAUAGACCGCUAGCUAAAGCAACAAUAUGGGUUUGCUGUCAAUCCUUCGAAAGCUAAAGAGCACACCUGAUCAGGAGGUUCGGAUCUUGUUGUUGGGUUUGGACAACGGAGGAAAGACCACGCUACUGAAACAACUGGCCUCUGAGGACAUCAGUCACAUCACUCCCACACAGGGCUUCAACAUAAAGAGUGUUCAGUCUCAGGGUUUUAAGUUGAAUGUGUGGGACAUCGGGGGACAGAGGAAGAUCAGACCCUACUGGAGAAACUACUUUGAGAACACUGACGUGCUGAUUUAUGUCAUCGACAGUGCGGACAGAAAAAGAUUUGAAGAGACGGGACAGGAGCUGGCUGAGCUGUUGGAUGAGGAGAAGCUUAGUGGGGUUCCAGUGCUGAUCUUUGCCAACAAGCAAGACCUGCUGACGGCUGCCCCAGCUUCUGAGAUCGCUGAGGGACUCAACCUGCACACUAUCCGGGACCGCGUCUGGCAGAUCCAGUCCUGCUCUGCCCUCACCGGGGAGGGGGUACAGGACGGAAUGAACUGGCUCUGCAAGAGUGUCAAUGCUAAGAAGAAGUAGCACAGAUGUCUGUUUUCACACACCCCUGAGCCUUUGGGAGGCACGGGUUGUACCUGUGAAUGUAACACACUAAACAUGGACUUGAAGAAAGUUUUUAACUGCCUUGCUGGUCACUACACAUUGUUUACUAAACUACAAUUCUCGCUAGAACUACAACUUCCAUUGUUGCUCUUCAAAUUGAGUAUUUGUAUUUUGCGGGUACAAAGAAGGAAACCCAUCCAGGAGACCCACCA
This is a messenger RNA of Salvelinus sp. IW2-2015, 879 nucleotides long. RefSeq names its product ADP ribosylation factor like GTPase 3b (gene arl3b). Gene Ontology annotation, cellular component: cytoplasm; microtubule cytoskeleton. Gene Ontology annotation, biological process: cilium assembly. Lineage: Eukaryota; Metazoa; Chordata; Actinopteri; Salmoniformes; Salmonidae. The record is from RefSeq and is a predicted model, not a curated record. Gene Ontology annotation, molecular function: GTP binding; GTPase activity.